CUUCUCCACACAGAUUCAUGCAAUUUAUUCCUCCCAAUAAAAGGGUUAUUUUUACUUGAAGUAAAUGGGCGAAUCAAGGGCAAUGGUCUGGUUUGGAAAAGUCAUUAAAUAUUUAGACGAAUUUAGUAUUGAGCAGGAUGUAGAAUUCUCAACCGAAGCAAAAUGCCCUUGUCAAAGUACUAUUAAAGACGUUCGUGAAAUUAAAAACAUUAAGAACCUUCGUACAUUAGAAAACGCAGUGAGUGCUACCACUUCUUCACGUAUGCGACACAAAAAACUUCUUCCCAGCGCAUCAUUGAACAAUUUGAGACCAUCGACCAAAGCUUCAAGCAAGAAGUGCAGAUGUCUUCGAAAGCAAUGUCCUCAGCAGCGUGGAUAUGCAUUAUGUGCUCCAAAUGGUUACAACCUCCGUAAAGACUGUCUUGGGUAUUGCUUGUAUUCCUCUAAAAGUAAAAGCAUAGCUGAUUUUUAUCCCUAUGAAAGACGAAAUUAUGAAAAUGCAUCAGCUUAUAAAGGUUCCAGCAUAAUUACAAUGGCAAAAGGAAUAUCUAGAACACCACACACAUUAGCGAGAAGUAAGUUACUGAAUUUUGAGAAAGAAACAGAUCAGGAUUUGACUAAGCGAGCCCUGUCCUUCUCUCCCUCAAAAGUUCGACGAAGUGCAUUUUGUAAAGUAACCACAACGGAAAUACAAGCCCAGAUUAAAAACUGUGCUUUCAUGGAAAUCAUUAAGAAUUUGGUUCCAGUAGUGACACCUAAUCUGGUAGUAUCUAAAGAGAUGAGAACACAAGCUGCUGAUAUCAUAAGAGCUGUGUUUGAAGUUAUUGCGAAUACAGCAGGCAAACUGGCCAGUUCCAGGAAAUCUAAAACACUGACUACUAAUGAUGUUAAAACCGCUAUUGAGCUCUUGUUGCCAAAGCAGAGGGGUAAACUCGCUAUGCGAAAUGCGACAAUCAUAAUGAACAAAAUGAAGCAGACAGCUAAAAGUGUAAAUUCGGCGUUAAUCUCUAAAGCCAGUAACUAAGUAGCUACAAAUGAAGUACGAAAAAAUAAUUACGCACAGAAAAACAAAAUUCUCAAAAUAACGGGAGGAAUAUUUUGAGAAAGUUUUUUCUUAAAUUUUGAAAACUUCAUUUAUGUUUAUUGAAUUAAUAUGAGACAUCAUCAAAAGUAAUCAAUCAAUCAAAUUCACUAAAUGUAGUAUAAAUAAUCGAUAUAA
This is a messenger RNA of Stegodyphus dumicola, 1219 nucleotides long. RefSeq lists its product as uncharacterized. The record is from RefSeq and is a predicted model, not a curated record. Lineage: Eukaryota; Metazoa; Arthropoda; Arachnida; Araneae; Eresidae.